GUUAACGUUUGUUUAUUUCUGAGAUUUCAGUUUAGAAAUACAUAAAUUAGCAUGAAAAUACACUAAAACAAAUUAAUUUAGAUUUAAAAGUAGCAAACGUUUUAGUGUAAAUGAUCACAAUUUCAGUAUUCCAAAAAAUUGAAGCAAAACGUAUCCAUGGGCGUUAACUUCAGACUACUAAAUUAAGACUGAAACAUGAAUCUCAUAGUUAUCUUUUUAAGUUCAGCUUCGAUAUUUAAAUUAAGUGCUUCUCAAGAUUAUUCUGUGCCUACUUACUAUCCUGACACUAGUCAACCUAAUCCAACAAAUGAUUAUAAAGGUCAGACUGACCCCAGAUAUGACAAUCCAUAUGAUCCAAAUCAAAGAUCUUAUCAGAAUAGAAAUCAAUAUCCCAACAUAAAUCAGAACCAAUAUGAUCCCAAUCAGAGAUAUGAUAAUAAGAUUGAGCCAUACAAUCAGAAUCCAUAUAAUUCUGAUAACACACCAAGACCACAGUGGGAUACUGGGAGGACAUACAGCACAUCAUAUAAGACUGCCCCAUUGGAGCAUGAUAGUGUCAUUAUCAAUGAAGCGACAUAUUUCAUAGUUGCAUCGCGAAUGGUCCGGCCAGGGCAGAUCUACAAGAUCUCUGCCAACAUCCUCCAAGCUCGAUUACAGAUGACAGUCAGGGCAUCUAUAUCGAGGGAUGGUGUAGAAAUUGCUGAUGUUAUACAAAGAGUGAAAGAGGGUGUACCUGAAAUUCUAAAUAUGAGGGUACCACCAACAUCUGUACCUGGUGAUUACAAAUUGAGAGUGGAAGGGUUGUACUUGGACAAUCCAUUUGGUGGUCGAGCAUUUGUGAACGAAUCUCAGCUAGCCUUCUCCAAACGAUUUAUGACAAUAUUCAUCCAAAUGGAUAAACCUGUCUACAUGCAAAAUCAAAUAGUUCGUUUCCGUGUCAUUCCUAUAAAUACGGAGCUCAAAGCUUUUGGACGAGCCAUUGACGUCUUCAUAUUGGAUCCAAAUCGGCGCAUUUUGAAAAGAUGGCUCUCUAGACAGAGUAAUUUUGGCACGGUGAGUCUGCACUAUCAGUUGUCCGACCAGCCCCUGUUCGGCGAGUGGACCAUAAGGGUGGAGGCGCUCGGUCAAGUGGAGGAGACCCAGUUCCUCGUCGAGGAAUAUUACCAGACUAGGUUUGAGGUGAACGUAACGAUGCCGGCGUUCUUCUUCAAUACCGAUCAAUACAUCCACGGGAAGAUCAUGGCGAAUUACACGUCCGGUGCUCCAGUGCGCGGGAACUUAACCCUGAAGGCGACCAUCAGGCCGAUACCGCAGUACCGGCCGCGCUACUACGCCCAGGGACAGUUCAACAACAGGGGACAGUACGGGACCCCGCCGGGACUCGACACUAGUCAGUACACGAGAGUGCGUCCGAACUACAACCCGUACUUGUACAACGAGAGCGGGUACCAGCCCUACGGAUACGGCGAGCCGGUGGACGAGUACGGACGCGUGGAGGCGCGCCGCCCCCUGCCCGGGCAGCCCAACCAGCUCGACCAGCCCGACUGGUGGUACGACGUGCAGCAAGUGCGCACCAGGAUGUUCAACUUCGAUGAGAAGUACCCGUUCUGGAUGCCGAAGCCGGACGCGCUGCAGUACCAGAACAACCCCAACUACAACCAGUACACCACGCCCGCCGCUGGGUACAACUCGUACUACAACGCGCCAUACGACCAGUUGCCGUAUUUAAGAUUUUUCAACGGCACAUACGACUUCAAAUACCCUAUAUCGGAGUUGGCCCAACUGGUACCCAAUCUGGACGGCGUGGAAGUGAUCAUCACCGCUGCAGUCGGUGAUCCGUUCCUUGAUGAGGUGAUAGAGGGGUACAGCAUCGCGAGGAUAUUCAACUCCUCGCUCAAAGUCACUAUUCUAGGGGGAUCCCCACAAGUGUUCAAACCCUCGAUGCCGUUUGAUGUUUACAUGGUGGUGUCGUACCACGACGGGUCCCCGCUGCCGGAGCGGCGCGCGGGCGGCGUGGCGCUGUCCGUGCAGCUGCAGCUGGAGGGGCGCGGGGGGGGCGUGGAGUCGCAGCGCCCCACGCUCGUGCCCGGCCACCAGGCCGUCUGGCAUCUCCGGCUGGAUCUGUACAAGCUGCUCAAUUUGGAGCGCGACCCGAACUACCGCGAGGUGCUGGGCGGCAUAACGGGCGCGCGGCUGCACGUGGAGCUGUCGGACGGCGGCGGGCAGCGCGCGGCGGCCGACGCGCACCUCGUGGCCCACCACAGCCACCGCAACCAGCAUCUGCGCAUCUCCACUAGCACUACGGACGCCAAGGUGGGCGAGUACGUGAUAUUCCACGUGGAGAGCAACUUCUACAUGGAGACGUUCAACUAUGUUGUUAUGUCCAAGGGUAUAAUUUUAACAACGGCUCAAGAGAACAUGCAGGAGGGCGUGCGCACGUUCGCGGUGACCGUGUCCGCGGAGAUGGCGCCCGUCGCCACCGUGCUCGUGUGGACCAACCACCGCCGCACGCAGGUCAUUGCCGACUCGCUCACCUUCCCGGUCAACGGCAUCUCCAGGAACAAUUUCACCGUGUACGUGAACAAUCGCAAGCACAGAACGGGCGAGCGCGUGGAGGUGGCCGUGUACGGGGAGCCCGGUGCUUACGUGGGGCUGUCCGCUAUAGACGACGCCUUCUACACCAUGCAGGCUGGGAACGAACUCACAUACGCCAAGGUGAUAUCCAAGAUGUCACGUUUCGACGAGUCCACUAAUGGUACAUUCGCGUACACGUGGCGGUCACACUUCGGCGACGCCGACGAUCUCGUAUACUUCCCCUCCUCUACCUUCGGCAUCGAUGCCAAUCGGACCUUCGAAUACGCUGGGCUGCUAGUGUUCAGCGAUGUGCUGGUGCCUCGUCGUCCGUCCAUCUGUAACGAGACCGCCGGGUACCUGGAGUGCCUGGAGAGCGGCUGCUUCCAUUACACCUCGCGCUGCGACGGAAAACCUGACUGCUCGGACCGGACUGACGAGGCUAACUGUGAGCACGACGAUUGGAUGGAGUUGAGCCACUUCCGCAAGUUCCGUUUCAACCGCGUGCAGCGUCAGUACGAGAACGUAUGGCUGUGGAAAGACAUCAACAUCGGACCGCACGGACGAUACGUGUUCACCGUAGACGUGCCGCAGGUGCCAGCUCACUGGACCGUGUCCGCGUUCAGUAUGUCGCCCUCCCUCGGGCUGGGCAUGCUGAAUACGCCGAUACGUUAUUCGGGCGUGCUGCCGUUCUUCAUGAAGGUGGAGGGCCCGGCCCGGUGCCGGCAGGGGGAGCAGGUGGGGCUGCGCGCGGUCGUGUUCAACUACCAGCCGCAGGACAUCGAGGCGGUCGUCGUGCUCGCCGCCUCCAACGACUACAAGUUCAUACACGUCGAGGAGAACGGAUUCGUUCGUUCAUACAAUCCUCGCACAUCGUUCGGUGAGCACCAGUUCUUCGUGUGGAUACCGGCGGGCCAGGCUAGUAUAGUGCACGUGCCCGUCGUCAGCACUAGACUGGGCACGCUGCACGUGCACCUGCACGCUGCCACGCUCAUGGGGCAACACCGCUGCGUUCACACCAUGAAAGUAGAGGCGGACGGGUUGCCGCAGUACCGUCACCAGUCCGUGUUGCUGGAUCUGUCGAACCGCGCGUACGUGUUCCAAUACAUGCACGUGAACGUGACCGAGACGCCGGUCAUACCGUACGAGGUGGACCGCUACUACGUGUUCGGGUCGAACCACGCGCGCGUCUCCAUUGUAGGUGACGUGGUCGGACCCCUGUUCCCGACUAUGCCUGUCAACGCCACCAGCCUGUUGGAUCUGCCGAUGGACUCGGCGGAACAGAACAUGUUCAGCUUCGCUGUGAACAUGUACAUGACAUUCUACAUGCGUUUGAUAAAUCAACGCAACCGCACGCUGGAGCGUGACUCGUUCUAUCACAUGAACGUGCUGUACCAGCGGCAGCUGUCAUUCAUGAAGCAUGACGGAUCAUUUAGCCUGUUUCGAAGCGACUGGAAUCAGUCUGCGUCGAGUGUGUGGCUAACAUCGUUCUGUGCGAAGAUAUUCCAGGACGCCUCUUUCAACGAAUGGGAGAAUUUCAUAUACAUCGAUCCAGAUGUGAUCUCUAUGGCGGUGUCCUGGGUGUUGGACCAUCAGCUUCCUCACGGUGCCUUCUACGAAGUGACCUGGCUACCGGACCGGAACGAUAACUCCACCCUCACUGUACCACUUGACCAUCCCGUCGCCGCGCAGCUGCUAUCGGACAGAGACAACCCCGCUGUGCGAGUCAAUAACUCUGUGAUAUCACAACGUAACAUCACGCUGACGGCUCAAGUGGUUAUAACAUUGGAAACCGUCAAGAACCUCAAGGAUAUCGGUGUGCGAGAGGGGCUGAGCGCGCGCGUGGUGCAGGCGCAGCAGCUGGGCAUCUCGUGGCUGGAGAAGCACCUGCGGCUGCUGGACGACUUCGGGGAGCCCUACGCGCUCGCGCUCGUCGCGCACGCGCUCACGCUCUCCAAGGCGCCCAGCUCCGAGCACGCCUACCGGCUGCUCAAGCGGCGGCAGCGGGCGGAGGGUGGUCUGGUGUACUGGGGCCGCGAGCCGGUGCCGCAGCCGCCGUACAAGAUGGAGAACCAGAAGCCGUUCCUGCUGCCGCGGCUGCCCUACAAGUACGACUCCAACAACGUGGCCACCACCGCGUACGCGCUGCUCGCCUGCAUGGACCACCAGGACAACAACGAGCCCAUCGUCAUGUGGCUCAACGCGCAGCGGCUCAAGGACGGCGGGUGGGCCUCCACACAGACGUUUCGUGAUCCAGGACACGUACAUAGCGCUGCGCGCGUUGAUCGAGUACACGAACCGCAAGCGGCUGCGCGACGUGAGCGCGCUCACGCUCACCGUGGACGCGGUCGCGCUCAACGGGACCACGCGGCUGCUGCACGUCAGCAACGACAACCUCGCCACCAUGCAGACCGUACACAUCCCGUCCGCGUGGGGCACCGUGAAGGUGACGGCGCGCGGCGCGGGGUACGCGGUGCUGCAGAUGGCGGUGCAGUACAACGUGGACGUGGAGCGGUUCCUCACCGCGCCGCCGCUGCGCGCCUUCGCGCUGCACUCGCAGCCGCUGCGCUACUACGGCCGGAACCAGUCGCACAUCGAGUUCCAGUCGUGCGCCAGCUGGACCCUGGCGGAGGAGUCGCCGCGGUCGGGUCUGGCGGUGCUGGACGUGGCCAUCCCCACCGGGUACAUGAUCCAGCAGCAGCGGCUCGACGCGUACGUGCUGUCCCGCCGCGUGCGCAACCUGCUGCGCGCCAAGUACACGCCCACCAACCUGCUAUUCUACUUCCACUACUUGGAUCACGAGCAGACGUGUGUGAACUUCACGAUCGAGCGGUGGUUCCCCGUCGCGAACAUGUCGCGGUACCUCCCCGUGCGUGUAUACGAUUAUUACGCACCCGAACGCUUCAACGAGUCGAUAUUCGACGCGCUGCCGACCUACCUUCUGAAUAUUUGCGAAGUGUGCGGCUCAUCGCAGUGCCCGUACUGCGCCAUCUACAACGCAGCGCCGCGGCUGCCGCCCGCUGCUACGGUACUACUCGCCGCUAUACUGAUCACCCUGUAUCGGUUCCUUACACCGAAUCUCUCGUUUGGGAUGACGUAAUAUCCCUCUAUAUUUAUUUCAAAAAUUCUAAGAGGUACAUCUCAUUAGGAUGCCGUGGCAGCGACUCCGGCAGAAAACAUGAAAUUACGACGUACCUAACUUUAUCUCACUUUUUGAUGAGUCGAAAUCCGAAAGCUUGUGACGUGUCCAAGAAAAUGCACGUCAUCGAAUGUCAUACAUGCUCUCGUCUAUCAUCCGCUUAGGCGCCAAAAGCAACUGCUUGACCGCUCCUGACGUCCAAUAAGAUGUACCUCUUAUUAUAAUGGCAGCUAGGAUUGUACAUAGUUUUGUAACAACCUUACUUUUGGAACUCAUUUGUCAUUAACAAUAAUUUUAAAUGCUUGUAAGAUUUGUACAUACAUAAUCCUAUUAUAAUAUGGUCGAAUAUCACAACAGCAAUAAUCUGAAAAAAAAAAAUGGUUAUUUAAAACAAGAUUUAAAUAGUGUUUUUCAUUCACUGUCUUCUUAAUAUGACAUUUGGCAUUAGUUUGAGACGUAAUCAUCACAAGUUUUCUUUAAAUUUUUGCCCAUUUUAAAAUGUGUAAUAGUAAUUAUAAGUAGCAAUUUUUAUGUAGACUUUUAAAUCUAUCGAAUAGACUUUUGAAGAAUUUUUAAUUAAAGAAUGCUUCAACCUGAAAUGAGUUGGUCAGUUGUUAUAACUGAUUUAUAUUAGUUAAGAUGUGAUUGCCAAUUAACUAAAUAAGAAUAUGUACGUGUUUUUUUUAUUAACCACCGCCUUAGAGAUUAGAUAUAUAUAAUAAUAACAGUAGUUAUGUUGUAACGCCUGUUUCGACGGAUGAAUAGCAAAAUUUGGAUAUUUGUUACCAUUCACAGUUUUCAUUCCGUAGUCAUAGUGUCUCCAAUCUUAAAAUAAAACCUUAUACAUUCAUAACCUUUUUUUCCAUUCCAGUUUAGACUGGUAGUGAGUUUAGUAGGAAGUGUUCAUUGUAGUUUAAGAAAUCUGAUUAUUCUUUUGCUAUCUGUACUUUAGUCCCAGUUGUAACUCGUCUUUAUAAAUACAACAGUGUUGGUGUAAUAGAAUUAUUUGACUUUUAUACAAUAAUCUGCUAGCACAGCGACUAGAACGCAAUCUGCUUAAUCUGGCUAUCAAUAAUGGAACUAUCGUAUUUUGCUAUACAUCUAUCUCUGUAUACUCGGUGUUAGUGAUAAUACGAGUAAUGUUACUUAUGUGAAAGUACACAGGGCUAUAAGCCAUAUUUCUGCAAUGAAUUUUGACCUCUACCAUCAAUAAAUUAAGGUUUAAAAUUGAGUAUAAAUAUGAGAUAGCUUGUAUAGUCUGACGUGCAGUUGACUGUGCAAUAUAAUAUUAUUUUAAAACC
Diatraea saccharalis (sugarcane borer) is the source of this 7011-nucleotide messenger RNA. The record is from the annotation of a GenBank genome assembly. Lineage: Eukaryota; Metazoa; Arthropoda; Insecta; Lepidoptera; Crambidae.